ACUGUAAGUUAUAGAGUAUCAAGAUUGCGUCAUCGACAAUAACAUUGAAGAGAGGCCAACUCGUUGAGGCUGUUCUCCGGGCUCUCUAGUUCGAGUGAUGACGCUAGUUAGAUAGUGGAGUGACUGGUUAGUAGUCUAGGAGAAGAUGUGGGCGCCAGACAUGAACGCACGGGAGCGAAGGCUGAGUGAAAGAAUGCCCGAGGUCACUGGCUUCCCUCCCCGAGCCUGCUCGGCCGCCUCCGGAGGCAGCACGACGCCGGCCUCGGAGAAACCGUUCCACUACUCGUACCUGAAGGAGUUCAGAGUUGAGCAGUGUAAGGCGUUUCUGCAGCACAAGUGCAACCAACACCGGCCGUUCACCUGUUUCAACUGGCACUUCAUGAACCAACGUCGCCGAAGGCCGGUCAAGCGAAGAGACGGAACCUUCAACUACAGUCCUGACGUCUACUGCACACUGUACGAUGAGAACACCGGAGUCUGUCCCAACAGUGACGAUUGUCCCUACCUUCACAGGACGGCAGGCGACACAGAGCGACGCUACCAUCUCAGAUACUAUAAGACCAGUACGUGUGUCUAUGAGACCGAUGUCAGAGGUUACUGCGUCAAGAACGGACCUCACUGUGCCUUCGCACACGGUCCUCACGACCUCAGGUCUCCAGUGUAUGACAUCAGAGAGCUGGCAGGAGUGGAGGAUGAAGUUGGGAGCAUGGUCAGCAGUCUGGAGAGAGAGAAAGGAGUUCUGGUGGACGAUCUACGCUGGCAAGAAUCCAGUUUUGUGUUGACGUACUACAAGACGGAGCCGUGUAAACGGCCGCCACGCCUCUGUCGUCAAGGUUACGCCUGUCCCUUCUAUCACAACAACAAAGACAGAAGAAGAAGUCCGAGACAUUUCAAAUAUCGGUCGACUCCGUGUCCAAAUGUGAAACUGAAUGACGAGUGGGGAGACCCUAGUCAUUGUGAGCAGGGAGAUGGCUGCUGUUACUGCCACACUAGAACUGAGCAGCAGUUCCAUCCUGAGAUCUACAAGUCAACCAAGUGUAACGAUGUGCAGCAGACUGGGUACUGCCCGAGAGCAUCGUUUUGUGCCUUUGCCCACGACGAGAAGGAACUGUCUGCUCCCAGAGAGUUAACAGAUGAACCGAUGACCACAGCUCCUAGUCCUCUUGUGGGUGUCGGGGGAGGAGGUUCGCUGGACUCUGACCCCUACUCCACCUCACCGCACACCAAGAGUCUGCCGCAGCCAAUCGGGCGACCGGAGAGGACCGGCAGCACCUCCUCCGACAGCUUCCAGAGAGCCGUGGGUGCAGAGGUCAAGAGCAAGAGCCUGGAGGACGAGGGACAGGUGUACAUAAGGAAGCAGAUGCAACUGAUUGAUGCAGACACCAGCCUGGACGAGAGUGAGAAGCAGAGACGGAAACAGAACCUGCUGCGACUGUCGUUAGGGGCGGUGGGGGCAGGGGUUUCCCCUGAGGCGGUACCUCCCCUGUCCCACAGCCUCCCUUCCUCCGUAUCCGAUGCUCUGGAGGCCAUGGGAAUGGAGGACCUCAACCUGGAGGACCUGGACUCAGGCUCUCUUAGAGACGACCCUCAGGAGCAGAUGUUGAGUGGAGGUAUCCUGGGUCAGAGUCCAGUAGCACAUGGCUUCAUGCAGUCACUCCAGCAGCACCACCAUCACCACCACUCAGGGAGCCACCCCCUCCCUUACUCCACCCCCCUGGGGCCUCUCUCUCCCUACGGCCCCUCCUCCUCCUCCCAUCACACCGGACUCCCACAGCACAUGCAUGCGAUGGGAGCCGGCGGCUAUUCCCCCUCCUCCACUCCUCCCUCCUUCCACUCCUCUGGCCCCCCGUCCGCAUUCCUCCACGGCCCUCCUCAGAGGAUAUCGUCGCAGGGGCUCCCGGCAGGCUCUGGGGAAGGUGUCCCCCUCCCCUACCAAACACGCCUCCAUGUUUGGGGCGGUGCUGGCGUCGCCAGUAGACAAGUCAGAGUCCUCUGCGGCCAUCUUGAGAGACGAGCUGCGUCAGUCACAGCAGAGUCUGGCCUCGUGGCAGGACUCAUGGAGACAGGCCAAGGGGGCCUGCGAGGCCUGGAAGAAGGAGGCCGAGGAGGUGGCAGGUCGAGCCAGAAUGGAGAGAGAGAGCAGUCGGAGGAGAAUUGAAGAGCUGGAGAGACAAUUACAGGAGACUCACCUACAGCGGGUUGGAUCCACGACAGCAGCAGGAGUCGACACGGCGGAGCUGAAGUCGCUGCCUCUGUCCAGACUAGAGGGACUGAGGCAGCAGUUGAGGAGAGAUCUCGACCGCCUUGACUCAAGCAUUCAGCAAAGGAAGGGAGCACUGUGUCUCAAGUGUCAGGAGUUUCCACGCUGUGUCCUCACCCAGCCGUGCCAGCACUGCGUCCUGUGCGAGAAGUGUGCAGAGUCAAUGGACGAGGCCCACCGGGUGUGCCCCUAUUGUCAGGAACGGAUCACGCACUGCUCCACAGCCCUAAUCCCUCUCUAGUCGCCUUCUCUCUCUCUCUUUCUCGCGGUCAUGGCCACUAGGAGUGCUCAUCAACUAGGCUAGUUAGUUUCGUUGUCUUGGUACAUAUUAUUCCUAGCCUGUCUUACAAUUCAUCGUGACCUAGUCUUCAUAUUGCCGCCUCAGUGCGAAAAGUCGGUUUUUUCUGGUCUAUUUAAGGAGCACUCUUAUUUGCUGUACCACCCUUUAAGAGCAUAUUAUCCUACAAUAUCUGCAACUAUUAUUAUUAUUAUUAUAUUAUUAUUAUAUUACUCUCCUCAACUUAGUGGAUGUUGUUGUUUUGUGUUUUGUUUUCGGCGGUGAGGCAGCUUCAGUUCAUAGACAUUUCUCUCAUUAGGGUUUUUCUCAUUUAAUGCCCACUGCUAUUGCUGUCCAUGGUCAUAUUACAUGUAUGUGGUCAGUCUUGUCGUCAUCUCAAGCUACUAGAACUUCAUGGGUUCUGUCAACGUUAUAAUAUUGUCUCGAUCUCUCUCCACGCUGUGCCUGAAAUCACGUGUCACCUUAUGUCGUUGUUAGUCCAUCAGCUAGCCCCGCCCGCCCUGAGACGAUUGAUGUGACCCGCUAAGUUGAUUAUUAUAUAGUAUGUCACUGUAGAUGAGCCAUUGCCAUGGGUGAGGUUUAUAUGGCCUCAUGAAAUGAUUUACUAGACGAAUUGUGGAGAAAACGUGGGUGGAGCUUGGUGGUCGUAAUGAGUCUGGUGAUGUCUCCAUUCAUGUUAGUCUGGCGUCGUGCACGGGCGACAGGGAGCCGGGUACGGAGUGGAGGAUGUGGUUGGAGGCUCGCAGCAGCCUCGGGCGUGAGCGGCAGAGAGAAGUUGGGAAAGGAAGGUUCUUGACCAGUCUGGUCCACUCACGCUUCCUCGACCCUUACCUCUGGCCCAGAGCUGCUUUUGAAUCACUGGUGCUCCAGUUCCUGGGCCUCUGCAUCAUCUCUCUC
This is a messenger RNA of Geodia barretti, 3455 nucleotides long. The record is from the annotation of a GenBank genome assembly. Lineage: Eukaryota; Metazoa; Porifera; Demospongiae; Tetractinellida; Geodiidae.